UAUAAGAGGCAUCGCUCUUCUCAUGCACAUACCAACAACUUUGCAAAGUCUGUGGUCAACCUUGUAGAUUCUAUUUACAAGGAGCAGCUCAAUACCAGGGUUGUCCUGGUGGCUGUAGAGACCUGGACUGAGAAGGAUCAUAUUGACAUCACCACCAACCCUGUGCAGAUGCUCCACGAGUUCUCCAAAUACCGGCAGCGAAUCAAACAGCAUGCUGAUGCCGUGCACCUCAUCUCGCAUGUGAUAUUCCACUAUAAGAGAAGCAGCCUGAGUUACUUUGGAGGUGUCUGUUCUCGCACAAGAGGAGUUGGUGUGAAUGAG
Messenger RNA from Galeopterus variegatus (Sunda flying lemur), 321 nucleotides. RefSeq names its product disintegrin and metalloproteinase domain-containing protein 23-like. NCBI's taxonomy places the organism in Eukaryota, Metazoa, Chordata, Mammalia, Dermoptera, Cynocephalidae. Gene Ontology annotation, biological process: proteolysis. Gene Ontology annotation, molecular function: metalloendopeptidase activity. The transcript has 3 exons. The record is from RefSeq and is a predicted model, not a curated record. Gene Ontology annotation, cellular component: presynaptic membrane. The annotation marks the transcript as partial.